This is a messenger RNA of Mastomys coucha (southern multimammate mouse), 3171 nucleotides long. It is a transcript of the gene Ywhab, whose product is annotated as tyrosine 3-monooxygenase/tryptophan 5-monooxygenase activation protein beta. The transcript has 6 exons. Gene Ontology annotation, cellular component: cytoplasm. Bases 225 to 965 code for a protein of 246 amino acids. The record is from RefSeq and is a predicted model, not a curated record. Lineage: Eukaryota; Metazoa; Chordata; Mammalia; Rodentia; Muridae. Gene Ontology annotation, biological process: signal transduction.
GGGCUAGAGCGGAAGUGGUGGCCGGAGCGGAAGUGCAGCUGCCGCCGCCACCGCCGCCGCCGAUUCCGGAGCCCGGUAGCUGCCGCCGUCGCCGUCACUGCACCUACGGUCGCUGCCACCGCCGCUGCCGCCAGCCCCGCCCGUGGAGUGAGCCCGGGAAGGACGCGGUCGCUGCCCUCCGAUCUCCCCGGAAGCGCCUGUGUUCCCUACAGUCCUCCGCGAAAAUGACCAUGGAUAAGAGUGAGCUGGUACAGAAAGCCAAACUGGCUGAACAGGCUGAGCGCUAUGAUGACAUGGCUGCAGCUAUGAAGGCCGUAACAGAACAGGGACACGAACUCUCCAAUGAAGAGAGGAAUCUACUCUCUGUUGCCUACAAGAACGUGGUAGGUGCACGCCGUUCUUCCUGGCGUGUCAUCUCCAGCAUCGAACAGAAAACAGAGAGGAAUGAGAAGAAGCAGCAGAUGGGCAAAGAAUACCGUGAGAAGAUAGAGGCUGAGCUGCAGGACAUCUGCAAUGACGUACUGGAGCUGUUGGACAAAUAUCUCAUUCUCAAUGCUACACAGGCAGAAAGCAAAGUGUUCUACUUAAAAAUGAAAGGAGACUAUUUUAGGUAUCUUUCUGAAGUUGCAUCUGGAGAUAAUAAACAAACCACGGUGUCAAACUCUCAGCAGGCUUACCAAGAAGCGUUUGAAAUCAGCAAGAAAGAAAUGCAGCCUACACACCCCAUUCGCCUUGGCCUGGCGCUGAAUUUCUCAGUCUUUUACUAUGAGAUUCUAAACUCUCCUGAAAAGGCCUGCAGCCUGGCCAAAACGGCAUUUGAUGAAGCGAUUGCUGAAUUGGAUACCCUGAAUGAAGAGUCUUACAAAGACAGCACCCUGAUCAUGCAGCUGCUCAGGGACAAUCUCACCCUGUGGACGUCAGAAAACCAGGGGGAUGAAGGAGAUGCUGGAGAGGGAGAGAACUAAUGUCUGUUGUGCUCUGUGAUCUGUUUGGUGUCACUUUGUAUCCUCCACAUUAUGUCCCUUUGUGCGAUAAACAAAAACAAAAAAAUCGAAUGUGGACUUUCGAUUUUUCACAGCCUAAGCCUUGCAAAAAUGGUCCCUGGGAUGAACAGCUGGUAUUUGUAUCUAAAACUCAGACUGGUCCCUUAAAUGCCAUGGUUUUUCGGAGUCUUGAUUUUGAUCAACAUUGACAAGGAUUACUGUGUGUUUAAUUUUUACAAACUGAACACUGUGAUUAUGGGGUUUUAUAACUUAGCAGAACUCUUUCUGGUAGGGAAAAUAGACCUGAAUUAUGUGUAACUUUUUGAAAAGUUUAAUCUGAUAUCAAAAUGGUCACUGGAAUACAAUUCUGUUGUAAAGUUGUACAGAAAGCUCUAGAGAUUCUGUUGUGGUGCUGGGACCUGGGGGAGAUGCUUACCAUUGGCAUCCCGAGUUUGGUAACUCACAGUAAUUCUGCCUGUGGUUGAGGGCUUCUUGACCCUUGAUCAUUUGGGGCUGUUGCCACUUAAAAGUUUAUGACCACAAAUAUCUGCAGCGUCUUCUGAGGGAAUUUAAAACCUGAAAGUGAACUUCUUUGGUUGAUAAUUGGGCUGUGUCACCACAAAAAAAGGUCCCGUGCUCAUACCACAUGUGUGACUAAACCCCUUUACUAUAGCAGUGUGUUCCUGAUUAGCAGUGUGGAAACAGGGCUGUUACCCCCGAGCUAAAGGAGAGGGGGAAGAAAGGAGAGAAGGUAGAGUAUCUUAUAAGUGGCAUACCAGUUUUCUGGAUGUUUCUUUAAGAUAAUGUUGUGUGGAGAUGGCCUCUCGCCUGAGGACCACUCAGUCGUGGGAUUCCUCCUAGCUUGGAGGAUGGAAGCUUUGAAAUUUAACAUUCUUUCCACCCUGUCCUUCUGACUGUGGAGUUUUUUCCUUUUUAAAUUUAUAGCUUUCUGCUUCCUUGGGUGGUUUCUUUGGAAGCCUUUAUUAGUCAAUACCGAAUGGACAGGGCGGGGUGUUGCGCACAUAGUGAGCAAGCUUUGCUUUAAGGUGUUGAGAAGGAGCCCUUCCAGCACCACCACCCGCGUCCUCCUGUCUCAGCACGGUUGUUCUUCAUAGUGGGACCCAAAUCAAAAAAAAAGUAUUUUUAAGUCUCCAUGAUUUCCCCUUAUUGCACCCAGCCCCGACAAUGCUUGUUAGUGCCUGUCACCAGACCCUCCAGUGUACUCAUCCAGCUUCGUUCUCAGACACGUCUCAACAAGACCUUAUAACACAGGGGAGUUGCAUGGACACUACAAUAGAGUGAACCGAGAACAGCCAGGCCUUCAAUCUCACAGUAUCACCCCUCUAACUAGACAUUCCAUGUAGCCGUAGCCAUAGUCCAUCUGUUUGUCCAUCUGCUGAAAUAUGAAAAGAAUUCAUGCACUGAUUUAAACCAAAAAAACAAAAAAAAAACAAAAAAAUUCUCUUCUAGCUGAACAAAAAAUGUGCAGUUAAUACUUGGCGCUUGACGACGCAGUAGUGAGUGUGGAACCGAGCCUGUCUGUAUAGCUGGUAGCUCUUUGCUCUGUUUUUUUUCCUUAGCAGUAUUCUGCCUAACGUUUGCUUCUGUGGUGGUUAUAUUUGCCUAGCAAGCACACCCGUGAUUGUGAAAAUAGUGUAGCAAAAAGAAAAAGAAACUCCAGUUACUGAUGUGCUAGAUCCGUGUAUGUCUUUUAAACAUUCUAGUUUCACCUUACACAGAGUAAUCAGGAAAGUGUAAAAACUCAAAAGUGAAAUAAAACAUUUUAUCAGUUAGUUGCCUGUGGAUUGAUGUGUCACCACCAUCUCUCUCGUUCUCAGGACCAUUCUGAUCCCAUCUACUUUGGGUUUUUUCCUUUAAAGCGUUAAUAGUUUGACUUCACCCUUUAGAACCAGCAGUAGAGAUGUCUUAGGCGGCUGUCUCUGUUAAGCUGGAUGUGAUCCUUGCCGGCUUGAGCCAGACCACCUAUACAAGACCCCUGCCUUUCUUUCAGAGGGGAUGGGGCAGAUUCCACAAGAGUACAUGAGCACGCUGGCUGGCCAGGCAGAGACGGCAGCACUGCUGGUGGCAAAGCCACUCUUAAGGUGCAGGGGACCCUGACAGUGAUGCAGCUGCCUUAGAAUCUGCCAUGCUCCCUCCUGUCAGUAACCCAAUAAAACUCAACUGGUUU